Messenger RNA from Schistocerca piceifrons (Central American locust), 1290 nucleotides. RefSeq names its product organic cation transporter 1-like. The transcript has 7 exons. Bases 1 to 1290 code for a protein of 429 amino acids. Lineage: Eukaryota; Metazoa; Arthropoda; Insecta; Orthoptera; Acrididae. The record is from RefSeq and is a predicted model, not a curated record.
AUGUACAACGGAAGCGCCCUGGACGGUGCUUCCGAGGUGCCCUGCCAGCACGGCUGGGAGUACGACGACACGUGGUACACUCAGACGGUGCCGUCAGAGAUGAACUGGGUCUGCGACGACAUGCACAUUGUCAGUGACGCCAUGUUCUAUCCACAGAAUAUUGGAGCAGUCCUGGGACUGCUGUUAGGCUACAUGGGUGACAUGUACGGACGUCGCCCGCUGCAGUUGGCCUGCGUGGUGAUGAACGUCGUCAGCAGGGUGGCGAUGCUGUUCACGCCGUCUCUGCUCCCGCUGUUCGUCGUGGCGGAGUCGCUGGUGGGGGGCGCUGGAGGCGUCAUGCUGGAGUCGGCGGUAUCUGUAGCUGCCAAUGCUCCAUUACUCUAUGGCAUUGCAAUAGCUGAACUAUCAAGACUUAUGUCAUGUAAAAAUGUUCUAUGUCUCUUUGAUACAGCAAUACCUGGACUGUGGUUCCCCGAGUCGCCGCGCUGGCUGACGUGCAGGGGGCGCGAGGAGGAGGCGCUGACCGUGCUGCGGCGGAUCGCGGCCACCAACGGCUCCAGCCUGCCGCCGUUCACCCUGGAGGUGCUGCACCGCGUGGCCAAGGCCAAGCGAGACCGCGUCGGCUACCUGGGUAUCUUCUCCAGCUGGAACCUCUUCAAGAACACCCUCCUGCUCGCCAUGGGCAGGUCCCUGUGCUGGAUGACGAUGUUAGCACUGGUACUGAGCGUGGGCAUCAUCAGCGUGAACCCGCUGGUGGCGGUGUCUGCUCAGGCCGUGGCGCAGGCGGCGUCUGUGCUGCUGCAGCACUACUGUGGGACCCACUUCGGGCGCCAGUGGUCCACCGUCGCGUGUCUGGCGCUGGUCGGCCUCCUGGGUGCACUCUGUGCCGUACUGCUCACAGUUGGUGUUCCGAGUGUCGCCAUGGCAGUGGUAGUGAUGGCCAUGCAGUUCUGGUCGUCGGCUGGUUCAGCUGUCAUCAACCUUCAGAGCAUCGAGGUGCACCCCACGUGUCUGCGACAGAUCACCGCCAGCGUAGAGUGCACUGCUGCUGCUGUUUGCAUGUCUCUUGCUCCGUACAUCGUCUUUCAGGGAGGCUCGGUGGACCGUAGGCUGCCGUUCGCCAUCUUGUCAGCGAUGCACCUGCUGGGAGCGCUGUCGGUGUCGUUCCUGCCGGAAACUGCGCUGCAGAGGCUGCCGGAGUCGCUGCAGGACGCCGCCGAGUUUGGCAGAGGGAGUCCCUACUGGAGCUGGAGACUCAUCGCCCCGCCGUCAUACGUUCAGGGACAAUAG